AUGGACGCCCAGAUGAACAUCCACCAGGUUCGUUUUUUUCUUAAAUUAUUUUUUUUCGGAGAGAAAAUGGCUAUUUCAUAGAAUUUUUUUCAAAUCUUUUUGUUCGAUUCGAACACGGACUGAAUUGAAUAAUUCUAAAAAAAUUAGCCUAAAAAAAUAUAAUUUAAAAAUCAGUCUUAUAUCAAACUUCAACGUCUUUUGCUGAACUCCUCAGAUUUUUUUCGAGACGUUUUGAGAUGAGAUUUCGUCUCGGAAUGUCUCGUAAAAAUUGCUCUCAUCUUGUAUCGAGACAGAAAAAGAAACUACCGUAAUUCGAGCUUUUUCUUGCUCUGCUAUUUUUUCUACUUCUCCCAGCCGAAAAAUAGGUUUUCAAAGGCUUGAAAACUUCGAAAGAUGAUAAACUGCAAGGAGUUAAACUUUUUUUGGCUUUUUGCAGAUUUCUGUUAAUUUUUUAGCAAAAAAAUUAAGACCAUUUCUAUAAAAAACAUCACCUUCAAACUCGAAGGAAAAACCGACAACCAAUUUGAAUGUCCCAACCUGAAAAACGACUGUAAAUGAACGAUUAGACUUUUUCUUUUUUUUCUUUCUAAACUUUUUUUGAACACGGGUAUUUUCAAGAAUAAAAAAAUCGGAGCAGAAUUUGCGUUUGGAUGAAAACCUUAGCAACUCAAGCUUUGCCCGAUUGCCGAAAAAAAUAUUAAUACUUUGAAAAAUUCCUAUCUUUAGCAAUAGGAUUUCGUUCCGAGUAUAUUUAUAUGAAGGUUUUUCAGGGCCAAAAAUUUACAAGAAUUCACAAAAAAAUAAUUUCAAAUUUUUCAGACCACAAGAUCCGCCGGCUCACAAACCGACGAGGUUGGAUUUUUCUUUUCUCAAGUUUUGUAAAAAAAUGGGACAGCAUCAGCGUUGCAAAAAAAUGAAAAAGAUGUUGCUAAUAUUGCUAAUUUUUUUCGUUUACUUGAAUUUUAUAGUAAAAAUUGUUCUCACUAAGUAAACGAAGAAGCUGAGCGUUCAGAAAUCGACUUAGGCUCUUUCUACAAUUUCUUUUCGAACUUUGUAUGAUUGUAUUUUUUUAUCAGUACUUUCAAAUUUUAUAAGUCUUCAUUAAACUAAACUUUAUAGAAUUUGAUAUAUCUUUGAGACCUAAGUGCUCGAAUUUUUAUAACACAACAACUUUCUUUCCCCGGAAAAAAGUCACUUUGAAGUCAAGUCACUCUUCAAAAAUCGCAAAGUUGUCAAGUAAUUUUCUUAAAAAAACAUUUGAAAAAAAUUUUUUUCAUUAAUGAAUAGAUUAAGGCCAAAAAAAGUUUAGUAGAAAAGAAGAAUGAAAAACAGAAAACUUUUAACGAUAAUCUAUUUAGGAAAGGUGGGUGUUCGAUGAGGUUCUGGUCCAGCGUGAUGGCCAGGACGUUGAGCUUUAUUUCGAAGCUCAGGUGAGACUUUUUCAAGCUGAUUUCACAUAAAUACUCGCUUCGACUGCGCGAAAAAUGUUGAUGGAGACAUUUUGAAAAAUUUUAAAAAAAUUUAAAUUUUUCCUAUAUAUUUAUCCUUAUUUCAAGAAUAAAACCUUUCAAUUACGAAUAAUUAAUAAUUCGAAAUUUCAGGAGGACCGCCCAAGCCGCGACUGCGGCAAUCAAACCGCGGUGAGCUUUUUUUUUUCGAUAAAACGGAACACCUCAACUUUGCGAAAUACAAGCUCCUACUUUGCGAAAUAGCUCGCACUUUCCUUUUCGUAGACACAUGGGAAAGCUCUCACGCAUCAGAAAGAAUACUCGAAGAAAAGAAAUAAUUGCGAGAGUUGGACGCAUGAAAAUAAGAAAGUUCAUGCGUUUCAGCAUAUAACGAAAAAUCAUGAAAUUUUUCUAAAAAAUAUUUUUUUGACCACCGCAAUAAAAAAACAUUUUCAGCGGCUCCCGGAAAGAGUGGUCGACCGUGCUCUGGCCGCCCAAGAACAGCGUAUCCGCUACUUCCUGGAUACGCUGAAGGCCAGGACUCAGCACGGAGGUACAGAACAGUUUCAGAAGUAUCAGUCAUUCUCACGAUUCUCAGCUAACUUGACGAAUCCAACUUUUCAAGCUUCCAGCAAAAAAACGGUUCACGAUUUUUUGCUCAAAUUCUAGAUAGGCUGCAAAGCUUCUGGAAACUUGGAAAUUUGUAACCAUGAUAAGGAAGACGAAAAAUCCGUCCAAAAUGAGAAGAAAAGUCUUUAUCCUCUCUACGAGUUGAUCAUUAUUAGUAGGUCGAACUUUUUUGAUCAAAUACGGAGAUUUCGAGUAUGAAAUUUUUUUAAUAAAUCGAAAAAUUGAAUUGUUUGAAAAAAUAUUUAAGAUCCACAUCAGUACCUGACUAGGACAAAGCUUACAGCUAGAAGUACUUCACCGAAAAAGAAAAAUGAAUGAAUAAAAAGGGAUUUGACAACUUUUUCGCCCUUUUUGCAGCUUAUAUCAAGUCUGUCAACUAUUCAAAAAUUAACUCAACGAUGGAAAAAAACAGCGAGACCAGUGAAAUUUGAAUUGAAAAGAAAGAAAUCCCAGCUCUUUUUCUAUAUACUUUUUUUCCAUAAACAAAAUAUAUAAAGCUGUUGGAGCGUCCUAACCCUGAGAACCGGAUAUAGGUUUUUUUUUAUUUAGGCUCAGACCUUGGUAAGGCUAAUGGGACGCGAAUCGGACGUGUCGGGGCCUUUCUAGUGACUACUUUAGUAGCCUCAGAACUCUCAAGUGAUUCCUAGAAUCGCGCAGAGUCGUCCGGAGCACGUCCGUUUCGCGUUACCAAUGUCCGAGGGAGAUCUUAAAAAGCAAUUUAGCGAAGUAUCGUCGUAAGUUCAACCCGGGGCUGAAAAACGUUCCCUAGCGAGAAAUAAAAAAAAAUCAAUAUCACAGAUAAAAAAAAUAUUUAAACCUUUUUUCAGGACCACCGAGAAAGGACGCCGGAACGGAAACCGACGAGGCGUGGGCCGAAGAAAAGGAGAAAAAGGAGGAGCUCGAAAAAGAGCUCAAAAAAAGAGACGAAGAGUUGAGGUACGAAUUUAUCAGAAGCCCAAAUAAGAACUGAAUAAACUAGAAGAUGAAACUAAGUCUUAUACAGAGAAAUAAUCAUUCGAUUCUGAAACCGAUUUUUUGAAAGAUCGAAUUUCGCAUAAAACCAAGGUACUACUUUUUACUUUUUCGAAAAUUCGGUUUUUUUUAUUUUUAUUUUUUUACUGAACCCUAUCAAUCAGAAGCUGUAUCACCUUGGAGUAAAAAUAUUGUUUCGAACUGCAAGAAUUUCCAAAAACUUUGAACAGAGAAAAAAUUAUGAUAGAAAAAGUGUGAUUGAAGAAUUAUUCGGUCGCGAUUUUAAGCAAGUGUAUCAUCAAAGUGAGAAGAAACCAAGCUGAGAAAAAUAUUCACAGAAAAUAAAAUUGAAGUCACAACUUUCAAUCAAUUCAGUAAUGUUAUAGGGAAGAAAAGAAGAAGACGAUCGAGGCGAAAGCCGAAAACGGCCGUCUGACGGCGAACCUGGCCCAGACGACGCUCGCGCUGGGAUGUUCCUUGGCCCAAGGUCAUUUCUCUUUUUCAUGAAUUCAUUAAUAAAAUCAUUUGCAGAAGAAGUCCUGCGCCAGGAACUUCAACUUCUCCGCGCCAGGCUCGCCCAAGCCGAGGAGGAGAAAGGCAGGCUGGCUGCCCAACUCCAGGUUACUUGAAAACUGAAUUAAUCACCUGUAGAAGUUUGGCAGAUCAGUUAUUGCUUAAAAUACAUCGACUUGACUUCAAAACAUGAUCGAAUCCAUUUGAAGCUCUUUUCUAUCUCAAUCAAAGCUGAUGUGUUGAAAUAGUCAAUAGUCAAGCUCUUUAUUACAACAUUUACUCCUUUCGGUAGUAUGAAAAAAAAGGCCAGCGAGUUUCGAACGGCGACUUUACCGAUUUUCGCUAGGGAACUUUUCGACGGAGUUUUUUCCGACUUUUUAAACUCUUAUUUUUAAAUGUUCCUAUAUAAAGUAGGUAAUCGAUUCAUGAUUAAAACACAAAAAAAAAAAAAUAUGAAUAAAUGCUUUAUAAACCGAAAAAAAUAAAAAGAGAAAAAAAGUUGGAUAGUUCCCUAGAGAUAUGAAAAAAUCGGAAAAGUUUUAGUUCGAAAUAUUGUUGCCUUUUUUAUAGUAACCUCCUUUCAUGUCUGGAAUAAUCGAUUGGACGAGUUAUCAGAAACCAAUAAAACAUAGAAAAAAAUCAAAGUGAAAUCAUUUAGGCCGCCGUUCUGGCCAUCGACAUCCCCGUCGAAGCGGAGCUGGUGAGAUUUUCUUUUUUUAAAUAAAAAAAUUAUCUAGUACUAGUUGCCAUGAAAUUGUAAAGGAUCUAUUUCAAAGUUCAGAGUUUAAAUUCCAAGUUAUAUUCGAAAUCAGACUUUUCAUAUUUUCCGUUUUUACAAUAAGCCUUUUGAAUUAAAAAAAUAUAUACACAAACAUUUUGCUAAUUAAGCAACGAAGUGAAUGAUUUAAGGCCGCCGAGAUCCAGCCGCAAGAGGACGAAGCUGAGCUUCUUCUCCGCCCUGAAGUGAGGAUUUUUUUUCAUGAAAUUUUUAUUUUCGAAGCUGUCGCGGGCACUAUGGGCACUGCACUUUAUGAAAAAAAAUGCCUUCAAGAGUCUUUACAAAAAGUUCAAAUCUCUGUCUCGACAUGAAAUUAGCUCUUCGAUAAUACUUCUCAGAAAAUUGUGAAGUUCUGGGUUAAAAAAAAAGACAACCGAAGUCGGCGAUUAGCUUUCAUAUUAAAACCUUCAACAAAAAGCUUAAUUAAUAUAUCAAUUUCAAAAAUACCCAUCUAAAGGAAACUUCAAGUAUUUUGAACUUCAACUGCGAAGACUUUCAAAAUAAUGACAACAACGGAAAAAGUCGGCUUCUAGACCAAAUAUUCUUUUAAAAGAAAAAAUAACGCAGUUCCUUCACGCCCGAUCACAACUAUAAGUGGCGACCUCUGCCAAUUUGAAAAAGUUUUUAAAAUCACGUUUAAUCCAUUACGAAGCUGGUUUAGAGAGCUUCAGUCUAUGUCUCGAAUUCCUUUUUCGGAGCCUUUUCUAAUAAUUUUGAUUUUAUUUUUUUAUGACGUGUUCAAUUUGAUUCCGCGAAAUGCAAAAUACCCGUUAGAGAAAGGAAAAGAUCACUAAAUUUUGGAGAGUCAGAGACCAUUUUGCAUUUCGCGGAAUCAAAUUGAACACGGCAUUAUACUUUCUAAUUUUCUCAAUAUAAUAUCUAAGUUAGCCGAAAUCCUUUCUUUAACCGGAUCAUAAUAAAUAAACUGUUUCUAUAACAUAAAAAGCUUUUCGACUUCAAAAAAAGAUUCAAACUUUUCAGAGCGUUUCAAUAAAUUACUUUGAAAAGAAUUAUGUAAUUUUUUUAUUGUUAUUGAAGUGAAAUAAUGAUAACCCUUGAUAGUUUUAUUCUUUCAUAAAAUAGGUGAAAAAAAGUUCGAAAGCUAUUUAAUUUUUUUAAAAGCUAUUUUUAAAAACUUUUCAAACUGCUAAUUCUUUAUGUAAAGCUAUCGCUAUUCGAAUCAGUGUACCUGAGAAUUUUCGAGUGAAGGUAAAUUGGAAGGCCUGCCGUUGUGGUUUCUGAAAAUGAGAUCGGGAUUAAACGAAUGGGAAAAAUUUUCUUGAACUUCCUAUUUCUUCAAAUGAAAUCAGGGCUACGGAAAGAGUUUGUAGAUUUGAAAGAGAGAGAAAGAAAGUUUUACGGAUACUUCAUAUUCUUCCAACUUGAAAAUUAACAGAAACAAAUUUAGAUGGACCAGGCAAGUCCCAGGAAGCGGAGAAGAAGCUCUUCUUCCCACUCGGACGGACCCUCCGUCAAGAGGUCGCGAAGUGGAGGAGAAAGCCCGGACGUCUUCCGCACGCCGGAACGUGGCGUCGAGCAAGCCAGAAAUGGCCACGACGCCACUCCGGGCUACGAAGAAGGAGAAGAAGGAGGGGAGCCGGAGUUGGAAGAAGAGGACGAGGUCGUCCCGGAGAGCGACCAAGAAGAGCUCGCCGAGUCCUCUUCUUCCGGCACAACAUCGCCGGCCCUCGUCGACCCCGCCACGAUCACCGCAGCCUCCGACGACGCCACCAAGGACGCCGCCCACGCCGCCAGCUCAGCCAACGAGACGGGUUAG
Messenger RNA from Caenorhabditis auriculariae, 6118 nucleotides. The record is from the annotation of a GenBank genome assembly. Lineage: Eukaryota; Metazoa; Nematoda; Chromadorea; Rhabditida; Rhabditidae.